AUGGUAACGGGUGUGUGUUUCCAGCAUGUUAAGGACAUCAUCCUCCAGUCCAACCCGCUGCUCGAGGCCUUUGGGAACGCCAAGACCGUUCGCAACAACAACUCCAGCAGAUUUGGGAAGUACUUUGAGAUCCAGUUCAGUCGAGGCGGCGCUCCCGACGGAGGAAAGAUCUCCAACUUCCUGUUGGAGAAAAGUCGAGUUGUUUCCCAGAAUCCUGGAGAGAGAAGCUUCCACAUCUACUACCAGCUGUUGGGGGGGGCGACUUCGGAGCAGAGGGAGAACCUCGGGGUCACGACCCCCGACUACUACCUCUACCUCAACCAAUCAGGGACCUACACGGUGGAGGACAUGGACGACAGGAAGGAGUUCACUGACACUAUGGCGGCCAUGUCAGUAGUGGGUCUGUGUGCUGACCUGUCU
Etheostoma cragini (Arkansas darter) is the source of this 420-nucleotide messenger RNA. Its product is annotated as unconventional myosin-If-like. NCBI's taxonomy places the organism in Eukaryota, Metazoa, Chordata, Actinopteri, Perciformes, Percidae. The transcript has 4 exons. The record is from RefSeq and is a predicted model, not a curated record. Gene Ontology annotation, biological process: actin filament organization; vesicle transport along actin filament. Gene Ontology annotation, molecular function: actin filament binding; ATP binding; microfilament motor activity. Gene Ontology annotation, cellular component: vesicle; microvillus; actin cytoskeleton. The annotation marks the transcript as partial.